This is a messenger RNA of Pseudomyrmex gracilis, 1916 nucleotides long. RefSeq lists its product as uncharacterized. The transcript has 5 exons. Lineage: Eukaryota; Metazoa; Arthropoda; Insecta; Hymenoptera; Formicidae. The coding region runs from base 266 to 1009 and encodes 247 amino acids. The record is from RefSeq and is a predicted model, not a curated record.
GUUGUGCUAGUUGUGGAAAUUCUUUGUAGUUUUUUUAGUUGUAAAUUUGUUGAAUAUAGCUUUCUUGAUGUCUAUUGUUUUUUUUUAUAACAUUCUACAACAUCACACAUAAAACCAAACCGUAAUACACAGGUUUAGAACCUAAAAUGUCUUGACAUAUUACAAGUUUUUUGGAGAAAACUAUAAAAAUAAAUUACAAAAAAAUGCAUUUGGCAACAAAAUUAAUAAGUAAUGAAGGGCAUACGAAAUAAGAAAUUUCGUAAUUAUGACUUUACCACCGUUAUUUAGCUGUCGCUUCCCAACAUAUAUAAAAAGCUGUUCUAAUAAUGAAGUAGAUGUAUUGUGGUAUCACCCUGACUUUUCACAAAGCCGUUAUCCUCCAGGGCAAGAAAGAAGUGAGGCUUGUACACUUAUAUGUUUACUCGUGGCUGCACGAAUAUUGAGAGAAAAUUUAUUCAUCUAUGACAUAGAAAGCUGUCCAAAGUUGAGUAUUGUUGUAGCGGAAGCUAUAAUAGAGGGUAAUGCGACUCAUGCAUGGCUUGUCAAAGAAAGACUUUUAUCGGAUCCAUAUUUGAGUACUGAGGAAGCUUUGAAAUAUGGGGGAAACAGUUUAAAUAUAUUAAAAGAAUGGAAAUUCAAUGUCUUUCACGAAGACAUAGAAACAAGCUUGUACAAAAAUAUAAAUAUAUUUUUGCACAACUGGUACAGAGGUCCAAAAUCUCACACUUUAUUUAUGCUGCUCAUCACAUGUGGACGCACUGUACUAUUCAUAUUUCAAGGAAAAAUCUAUAAGGUCACAUUGUUUGAUUCACACAGUCACACUAUUGUCGAUAAUUCUAGUCGCGGAUUGGUUAUUGCACAAACAACUAUUGAUAGAUUGGAAUCAUUAUGCAACUGGUAUACUAAGGAUGUAUUACAGAAUUGUUACAAUACACAAGCUAAUAAAUAUGAAUUGGCUUUCUUAUAUUCAUACAGCGCACAAUGCACUAAUCACUGUGGAAAUAUUUAAAAUUCAAACAGACAUUUAAAUCUCUAAAAAAUCAUCUAUUUUUAUAUAACUGCAUAUACCGAGGUAUUUUAUUGCCUACGUAUUUCUUACUAAUUAUGAAUGUAUAAAUAUAAAACUUACUUUUUUUUUGCUUGACACACAAAUAAGACACCGAAAUAUAAUUGUACAUACUUAGCAGAAGUUUUUAUUUAAACACAUAUAGAUAAUAUGCACACGCGAAAUAUGUAUAUUUAUUUAGCAGCUUUUUGAAACAGCCAAAGUGAAUAGAUUGAUAAUUUAUUUACAUUAUGUAUAUAAUUUAUAUAUAUAUUUAUAUACAAUUUACUUUCUCUGUCUCCCCUAAAGCUAAUAAAACAUUUUAUUUUGUUUACACAAUGCUGAAAAAACUAUUAAGAAAAUAAUUUGAUUUAUCUUCGAAAACAAUAUUUCAUAUAAUUGCUAAAAUACGAUAUUUAUUUUUGUUUGAAUAAGUUUAGCAUUGCGGAAACAUAUCCCUGGCGAUAUGUAACUCUAUAUAUAUUGAGUUCAUAUUAUUUUAUAUAUAUAUAUAUAUAUUUAUGUAUAUAUAUAUAUGUUAAGAUUGUUUCUAACUAUUUUACAUUAUACUUAUAAAAUAUAAUCAAAAAAGUAUGGACGAUACACUUUUACUCGAGAAAUUUGUUUUAUAACUUUAUAACAUUAUACAUAUAUAUAUAUAUAUAACUACAAGAUUUUUUGAUUUCUUAACAAUUAGCUUUCGAGAUUGAUAGUAGUAUGUAUAACUUUUUUUACAGUAUAUAAUGGUGUAUUCUCUCUUUCUAUAUAUCUUUCAUAUAUAUAUAUUUUAUAUAAAUAAAAUUCGUAAUCGUACCAAUUAUUCCAAGAAGACAAAUGAUUGCAUUUUAUAUAAAAUGUAAUCACAAGAGAU